AUGAUCUUUCCACGAGGUACCUGCAAGAGCUUUGGAAUCAGCAUCAUACAAAUCAUUACUAUCAUAUGUCAAGUACUGACUGAGGAACCCCGAUUUGCGGAGCCUAUCCCGAACGUGACUGUAGCGCUCGGAAGAGAUGCAAGCCUACCGUGCGUUGUUGAACACCUUGGCACUUACAAAGUAAGUCUUGAAGAGUUAAAAACAACACUAAUUAGACUCACGUAA
Molecule: messenger RNA, 225 nt
Organism: Parnassius apollo (apollo)
Lineage: Eukaryota; Metazoa; Arthropoda; Insecta; Lepidoptera; Papilionidae
Source: the annotation of a GenBank genome assembly